UAAUACAAAGUGCACUAACCAAACAACCUAUCGUCACUUCAAUUUCCUAUUCCUCACAUUUUCAAUGAAGGAAGUUGCUAAAAAGACAAAAACUGGUAAAAACCUUAGAAAUUAUGAAAUCUGUAAAGGAAUCAUGAGGUUUUCCAAGUCCAAAAUUUUUCAUAGAAGAAGACUUUUUGACCCAAUCGUUGAAAACAGUGUGACCUUAGCAAUAAAGAAAGCUAAAAAAGAAAAGGAAGCAAAAGUUAGGCCAGUAAAAACAAUGACCAAACCCAUUGGUGGAGACAAAAAUGGGGAACAACGAGUGAUAUUAAAGAAAAAAAUGCCCAAAACGAUUCCUAUAGAGCAAAAGUGUUCUUUCAAGAAGCAACGGUUGAGUAAGAAAGAUAGGAACAGAGCUAGAAAAUAUAAACCACUUCGACCAUCAUUAAUUCCAGGAAAGAUAUUGAUUGUAAUGGCAGGACCAUAUAGAGGAAAGCGAGUAAUUUUCCUUGACCGACUUCCUCAUUCAGGUUUAUUACUUAUCACUGGUCCCCACAAAUUGAAUGGCUGUCCACUAAGACGAAUUCAUGAAUCAAGGGUGAUUGCGACUACUGAAAGAAUCCCUGGAUUUGAACUUCCUCAAAUCUUGGAUGGCCUGACUGAUCAAUUAAUCAAAGGGGAAAUGACAUACUUUAGCCCAGAAGUUAAAAAAAGAGAUGAAAGAAAAUCCAAACGCAAAAAUAAGGAUGAGGAUAUUUUUGAAAGUGGUGCUAAAAAUGUUAAAGAGGCACUCCCAGAUCAGAAAAAGGAAAUUCAGAAAAUAGUUGAUAAUCGUAUCUUAGAACUCAUAGAUGGCGCCAUAACUGAAAAUGGGCUUGAAAAUAGGUUCAUGAAAAAAUAUUUGACACUCCCCUUUUCACUUUCACCUGGACAGUAUCCACAUGCCAUGGUUUUCUAAGUAAAUUAUCAAAUGCUGGGAUAUGACUUAUAAUUUAUAUACCUUUAUUAUUAAUUUUUACAUAUACUACAUUUUGUGAUGAUAAAGUUUUUUUAUUUUUGGAAUUAUUGUU
Messenger RNA from Gordionus sp. m RMFG-2023, 1052 nucleotides. Its product is annotated as large ribosomal subunit protein eL6-like. Gene Ontology annotation, molecular function: structural constituent of ribosome; RNA binding. The record is from RefSeq and is a predicted model, not a curated record. Gene Ontology annotation, biological process: cytoplasmic translation; ribosomal large subunit assembly. The coding region runs from base 65 to 940 and encodes 291 amino acids. Gene Ontology annotation, cellular component: cytosolic large ribosomal subunit; ribosome. The transcript has 5 exons. NCBI's taxonomy places the organism in Eukaryota, Metazoa, Nematomorpha, Gordioida, Chordodea, Parachordodidae.